Messenger RNA from Pygoscelis adeliae (Adelie penguin), 5882 nucleotides. RefSeq names its product MOB kinase activator 1B (gene MOB1B). The record is from RefSeq and is a predicted model, not a curated record. Gene Ontology annotation, biological process: positive regulation of protein phosphorylation; hippo signaling. Bases 1 to 777 code for a protein of 258 amino acids. Gene Ontology annotation, molecular function: protein kinase activator activity. Gene Ontology annotation, cellular component: cytoplasm; nucleus. The transcript has 6 exons. Lineage: Eukaryota; Metazoa; Chordata; Aves; Sphenisciformes; Spheniscidae.
AUGACCCGUGGCGGUUAUCUGUGGGUUGGGUACCUCAACCCCUUCGUCGUGCACCUGAAGAACGGGGACAGGCCGCCUAAGGAAGCCCGGAUGGCAGAAAUAAUGACAUUUUCUCUAAAUGUUUCCUCUCCCUUUCGCAGUGGUAGUCGCUCUUCCAAAACCUUCAAACCAAAGAAGAAUAUUCCAGAGGGGUCUCACCAGUACGAGCUGCUAAAACAUGCCGAAGCCACACUUGGAAGCGGUAAUCUCCGGAUGGCUGUUAUGCUUCCAGAGGGCGAAGACUUAAAUGAGUGGGUUGCAGUUAACACUGUCGACUUCUUCAACCAGAUCAAUAUGCUUUAUGGAACCAUUACGGACUUCUGCACAGAGGAGAGCUGCCCUGUGAUGUCUGCUGGCCCAAAGUAUGAGUACCACUGGGCAGAUGGGACAAACAUAAAGAAACCAAUUAAGUGCUCUGCACCAAAGUACAUUGAUUACCUGAUGACUUGGGUCCAGGAUCAGCUGGAUGAUGAAACGCUAUUUCCUUCUAAAAUAGGUGUACCGUUCCCAAAGAAUUUCAUGUCAGUGGCAAAGACAAUUUUAAAGCGUCUCUUCAGAGUUUAUGCUCACAUUUAUCACCAGCACUUUGAUCCAGUGAUCCAGCUACAGGAAGAGGCACACCUUAACACUUCUUUCAAGCACUUUAUAUUUUUUGUUCAGGAAUUCAACCUUAUUGAUAGAAGAGAACUUGCACCACUUCAAGAACUGAUUGAAAAACUCACCUCUAAGGACAGAUAAAAGGAAGAGGAUUUCUUCAAGUCACUUGUUUCUUUAAGCAAGCGUGUGGUAUUUUUUUGUUCAUUUGUUUUUUUUUUUUUUUAAAAAAAACAAAAACCAGUGCUGUUACUAAUGACAGCCAAGAUGUACUUUCUGUGCUUUUAUUAGGGGAAAUCUUUUAUCUGUUAGUGACACAUGGUAAAUAGUUUUUUUUUUUUUUUUUUUUUUAAUUGUUGGGAUUCAUUGUGGAAUUUUAGCAGGUGCUGAGUGUUUAUAAAGGAAACAUGCUUGGUUGGGGGAUUGACUCUGCUGGUGCAUGGGUUCUUGUAUUGUGUCAGUGGUAGCCCAUUCUCAUGAAGUCCCUAAAAGACUUGCUCACAUUCUCUAAGUGCCUUGGCAGACUCAUUUCUGAGGUGCAAAGCACAUACAAUACUGAACAUUGCUGGAAACAGAAAAUAUGAACUAACACCCAGGACACUUACUGAUACUUGUUUUAGAAAAAAAUAUAUAUAUGCUUACACUAAAAAAAGCCAUAACUUACUGAAAUCAAUGAUCUCCAGCUUUUAAUACAAAUAUUUGUCUUAUUUUUUUAGAGAUUAAUAUAGAGUUUUUCAAAACUAGAUAUUUCUUAUAAAGAAAAGUGAUGGUGAAGUUCUAGUCGCUAAAGCGAAACGGUGAAGGUGGUGUCAAAAUCACGAAGAACCCAUGCUUAGCAAGUAAUUACAUGUCUGUUGCCAUUGGUUUUGGCUUCUUAGAGUUGCUUUUAUUUUUUUAACAGGGAAGCAUCAACUUGGGUCAGUCACUUCUGUUAAGUUUCCUAGCAUUUGCCAAAUGAACGGUUAGUUUGCACAAACACAGUUAGGGGGGAAAAAACUCAAUAUAAAAUAAAAAUGCACUGGGGUAAUGCUAAGAAAAAUCUGGCUUGAAAAAUAACUAGCGAAGUGAUGUUUGUAAGUUAGGAAUAAAAAGCCCUGGGUCUGUGGAGGAGCUCUGGUGGCCAGUGUUUUCUGUGGUAGGAAACGUGCCUUGGAGGGAGUGUAAUUUCAUGGACCGCUUGGGAUUUACGUUAGCAUGAUGGUGUUCUUCCCCAUUUAAAAUGGCAGCCCAUCUGCAAGGAACUACAGCAGUUGGGAAAAGCAAUAGGAACGUACCGGUGAAUUUUUAGUGGUUUGUAAUUUGGUAGGUGCAUCUUCUGUUUCUGAAAAAAAACUAAGCAAGAUGUGGCCUUCCCCCACCCGGGUUAGUGUCUGCCUCUCGAGGCUUGUGUUUCCUCAAACCAGAAAUGACUCUCCCGCGAGAAGUUAACCUCUGGGGUGAUCCACAGACGGUGACUUGGAAAUUUCUGCUGCAACUGUAUCAGUCAGGUUUCCCACUGCAGAAGCCCGUAUGACUAGCGCUCUUGUUCGUUUAUGGAUCUUGUCAAAGCUGUUGUAUUUUGGAGUCAAAGAAAUCUGUAUGAGGUUCUGCAGUCUGCUACCCCAUGAUAUCACUAGUUGCCAAAUACAGUCCAGUAGGUGGUUGAUGUUGCCAGGCUUUGCUAGAUUGCGACUCCGCAAAAACACCAUUUUUAGACCAGAAAAACAUGAAGACCUUAACGGACUGGUGUACGCUUGACUGACUCUGGAACCUCUAAAAUCUACAGGUGAAGCCAAGGUCAGCAUGCGACAGAGAAGUUAGGCUUACAAUUUCGUGCGCCUUUGCUUGACGAAAAAGCUGAGUAAAGUGGAAAAUACUGUGCAGCAGCCUGUAAAAGAUGUAAGUGGCCAUUAGUAUAGCCAGGUAAUAAACAUAUAAGCACAGUAAUAAACACACAUGCAUUUGGGAGACUAGAAUCACUACUUUUGAGGUAAAAUGAUGUCUUUCAGAAGCAUUUGAAGGUUAUUUUAAGAACUAUGUUAUCUUCAGUGGAGUUAAAUUUCCUAGUCUGCGUAAACUGCUUCCUGGAGAAGCAAUUUAAUGUUUUGUUACCUCUUCUGUCUCUCCCGCUCAUUCGUGAUGUCUUUGCAGCUGCAGGAUUGUUUUUAACCGAGUAGCAUACCUGACAUCUGAUCUGGACGUGGCUACCUAAGCCUGGUUUGGGAGCAGUAGGAUGGCAGUGCUAGCUUCGGGUGCAGGGUUGGAGGGCUCUCUUAGUUCAGGACUGAGUAACGCAGAAGACUACCGUCUCUGCAGAGUUACGGGAGUGGUCAGCGUCGACCUGACUACACAAAAGCAGCUUAACUCCCAAAUUCGAACUGUGCUGUUUGAAACAGACUCCAGUCAUGCAGGAAGCUGAAUUUAAGAACGUGAUCUUAGACACGCAGCCUUUUAUGCAUGCUUCUAUCUGAGGAGUGUUUAAUGACAGAAAAUUUCCAGCUGCAGAGGCGUUUCCAGAUGCAGUUUGAUAUGAAAAAUCCUGUAAACUUUCCGAUGAAAACCGCUUUGAGUUGAGUCAGUGGUGCUCAAGAGGCUGCAUGCGCAUGUUCACUGUGCUGAUAACACUUACUGGAGAGGAACCUUUUAACCAGUGCUAGAGGUCAUGUUACCACGUCGCAGCAAGACAUGAGAGUGAGGAUGGUAGAAGCGUGCUCCAAGGUGCUAAAUAGGAGGUAUCCUCCAUUAGAUUUAAAGCUGUCUCACUGGUUUGGUGUCAUGUACCAGCAAGAAACUAAAAAGAAAAAUACUUAGAAGUGAGGAUUUGCUUGGAGUGAUACCAGUGCAGUAGUUCUCAUUUUUGGCAUACUUCUGCUCUGGAAGGGUGUUUUCGGUUGGUUUGUUUUUUGGUUUUUUGUUUUUUGUUUUUUUUUUUUAAAUAGCCAGUUCCAGAAAUUCAGAGGCGUCUGCUGCAGUUCAGCCAAUCAGAGUUAGAAUGUAUUAUGUUAAAAAAAAAAAAAAAAGUUUUACGUGGAUAGUGUAUUUUUUGUAUUUAGUAUCUGGCAGUAGAAAACACUUUUACAGAAUAGUUUCUAGGAAUGUAAUAAAAGCUUGGAGAUCAUGAUUUGCCUGACAGCUGUAUGAACACAUUGUUUAAUUAUACAACACUUGAAAAUAACAACAUUAAAGAUAUGUAUGCAGUGUUUGGGAUUUAGUAUCCCUAUGCUGUUUAUAUUUGCAGCUUUUAAUUGUUUUUUGCUUCAAAAAGGUGUGGGACCAGAAGUUGAUGUGUGUUUACGCUCUUGAAGUAAGGGCACAUUGAAAUGCUAAAGAAAAGCUGCCCUGUUGUACAAAUGGAAUCUGGGUCGAGUGAAUGUGUUUAUAAAAUAGUGCAUUUGUUGGGGGGAAGGGGGAGGACACCCCCUCACCCCCCCCAAAUAAAACCCGGAGAAACGAACGCUGAACAAACCCCGCGCUGCUCUAGGCCCACGUUACAGAUGGAUUCUGUUAGGUGUCACGGGCGCUUUGAGACAAAAACUUCCAGCUUUGUUGUCUUUGGGAGCGGAAGGUGUUGGUGGGGUUACACCAGGCUGGGCUGCCAGUGCUGGCUGAGGCCUUCCCGUGCGGUAGGGUCCUUAAAUUCUAUGGUUUGUGGUGUUUUUCAGCUGCCAGCCUGUUAGACCGUGUCAGUGAUUUGGGUGGUAACUUCAGGAGGUCAUCUACCUCGAGACGGGAUGGGGCAAACUCUGCUAAGUUCAUCAGGUUCAGCCACCGUUGCCAAUGCUGACACUGUUGAGAUGGUGUGGAUACAUUAAGUUUGCAGAAAUAAUUCUUCAAGUCAGGGAUACAGGUUAAUCAUGCAAAUAGAAAAUAAAAAUGCCACAUUCUGCUGUUGCAGGUAGCUGAAUGGUAGAUGAAGGGAGAGAGCAGGUUUCAGGAGGCAGGUGGCCCGUCUGCAAGUAUCAAGUUUCUUUUACUGCUUACUAUGCAAUGUAGAGCUUUGAACUUUUGCUUUUACUUUAAGAUAUAGAGGAGCACUGUCCUUAUUCAGUAUUUAGGAACUGAACACUCUCCCAGUCUCCCUGACACUCAUGUAACAGGUAAGGAUACCUAUUUGCUGCUAUGGACUUUACUUACCUUUCAGAUUGUUCCUUUCCACCUCUUGCGCCUCCCCCGUCCCCCCCUUCCCCGAAUCACCAGGCACAAUUUUACUAUAAACACAUCCUUUUUGGAUAGUUGUUCUUUUUCUUGCUACCCUUUCCCCCCUUCCUACCCGCCAGAGUGCUGUAUUACUGUAUAUAAACCGCCCCUUUUAGUUGGACUAUUUAAAAAGCUGCAGAACGAACGCAGGCUCCUUGCUUUUCUUUCACGAAAAGAUUCCCCGUUACACUGAAUUGUUUCCUUCACCGCUGAUACCGGUUGUCUUUUUUUCCAAACUGCACUACUAAAACCACUAACACUUCUAUGGAUGCCUGUCGUCUUUUCCUGGGUAUCUUCUCUUCUAAGAUGAAACUACCAUUGGUUAUUUUAAGUAUUAAACCUUUUUAUUUUCCUGCUUUUCUUACAAUUUCCUCUUGCCAGGUUAAGAUUGCAGUCUAGGUAAAUAUCAAAGUACGUUUUCGUUUGAAGAACCAAGUCGCUAAAUUGUUCAUAGAGUAUUGUAUUUUUAGGGGAAAUUAAUUUUUAUAGCCACUAAACUAUACUCAUUAUUUUUGUACGUUUGCAACUUCUGACAUUUUUCAGAGACAUGUCAUGGAGGGAACACUUAUUUUCAUGGCUGUUGUACUACUUCGGUAUGCUGUGGUUGCGUUGCUUAGUACCUAGAGGCACAUACCUUGAUGUGCAGUGGGAGAGAGAAGAAUGCAAUAAAAGUGAAUGAGGUUUCAAUAAAAGGCCGUUUUUGAAGGCAAAAAAAAAAAAGAGAUAUUAUGAAAGCAACCUUAACCUUUCCUCCUCCUUUGGAAUCUUAAAAUAUAUGGGAGAAAACGCGGUGUAAAAUAUAAAAUGCAAGAUGAGAACCCUUACUGUAAGCUAUCUGUGCCAAUAUCGCUUCAGUUUGUAGUCACUGAUAUUUUAGUUUUAAACGAGAACAGCUUUUGAUUAAAAAAGAAAAGUUGAAUGUUUGAAAAUCUGCAACUUGUUUAUUUGAGAGUUGUAAAUAAUGUAUACAUAUUGUUGUAUGUGAUGGGACAAAAUAUUUAAAUUCUAGGUUUUUUUCAAUAAGAAACUGAAGGCUGUUUAUAAGAGAAAAUAAAUAGCUAUGUUUGACCAUG